Molecule: messenger RNA, 1074 nt
Organism: Gastrolobium bilobum
Lineage: Eukaryota; Viridiplantae; Streptophyta; Magnoliopsida; Fabales; Fabaceae
Exons: 1
Coding region: 1-1074 (357 amino acids)
Source: RefSeq, a predicted model, not a curated record
AUGGGGCAGAUUGCAUCUUCCCUUAGCAAUAGACCAGUGGGGACUCUUCCUAGUGAUACUGAAGCACCAAGGAGAGAUGGGAAGGAGUUUUGUAAAGCUCUCCAUUUGAGAAAUAGAAGAGAGGUUGAACAACCAGAGCAUGUUAUUAGACCUUCUACCUUGAGGAAGUUGGCAGAAAAAAAUGUGCAACCAAUUGAAGAGGAAGAGCCUACUGUAAUUGAAGUGCAAGAUUCAGAAAACAUCAAAGAGCAAGGUGAUUCUAGCAAAACAGAAAAAUCAGCACCUAAAUCAAAGGAGUCAGCCAAAUCUAUGCAGAAAAAUGAAGGCAUUCAACCAAUAUCAAGGGCAAGGCAAGUUCCAUUUCCACAAAGGCUCCAAAAACAAAAUCAGAAGCAGCACUUCAAGGGGUUCUUAGACAUCCUCAAGCAACUCCAGAUCAACAUUCCAUUUGUGGAGGCCCUUCAACACAUGCCAAGCUACAUCAAAUUCAUGAAGGACAUCCUAUCAAGGAAGAGGAGAAUAGAGGAGUUUGAGACACUGGCACUUACCAAAGAAUGCAGCAACAUCGUCUCUACAAAAGUACCUCCUAAAAUGGAGGAUCCAGGUUCUUUUACUAUUUCAUAUGUUCUUGGAGAUAGGUAUAUUGAUAGAGCUUUAUGUGAUUUAGGCUCUAGCAUUAAUUUGAUGCCUGCUUCUAUUUUUAAGCAACUAGGAAUAAAAUCUUCCCCCACCAUAUUAACUCUCCAACUAGCUGAUAGCUCUAUUGUAUACCCUGAAGGAAAAGUGGAAAAUAUUUUGGUAAAGGUGGACAAAUUUAUUUUUCCAGCUGACUUCAUAAUCCUUGAUUGUGAAAUGGAUGAAAACAUUCCUAUUAUAGUAGGAAGACCAUUUUUAGCUCCAGGGGGUGCAAUGAUAGAUGUUAAAAAAGGGGAGUUAACAAUGAGGAUAAAUCAUGACACUAUGACCUUUAGUGUUUUUAAAGCCAUGAAAUAUGUGGAUGAUGAUGUUGAUGAUUGUUCUGCUAUAACUGUCAUUGAUCACUUGGUUGCUACCCAUGUUCAAGAAAAAUUUUAA